Molecule: messenger RNA, 2751 nt
Organism: Gorilla gorilla gorilla (western lowland gorilla)
Lineage: Eukaryota; Metazoa; Chordata; Mammalia; Primates; Hominidae
Product: putative protein N-methyltransferase FAM86B1
Exons: 7
Coding region: 248-1219 (323 amino acids)
Biological process (GO): peptidyl-lysine trimethylation
Cellular component (GO): protein-containing complex
Source: RefSeq, a predicted model, not a curated record
GUCGCUUAUCCUGGCCCUACCCCAGGCUUCGCCCUCAUGACGUUCAUCCUGGCCACACCCCAGGCCCCGCCCUCCUAACGCUCAUCUUUGCCCCGCCCUAGAGUCCACCCCCAGGACGCACCUCCUGACCCUAUCCCCAGGCCCCGCCCCCUCUCGGCCCCCACGCACUGCUCUCGGCCCGCCCCCUCUUCAGUCCAGGCCCGGCUUCCUCCAGGUCUCCCGGCAAUGCUGCGGCCCCGACCACCUCAUGGCGCCCGAGGACAACGCGGGGACCGAACUCUUGCUGCAGGGUUUCGAGCGCCGCUUCCUGGCGGCGCGCACACUGCGCUCCUUCCCCUGGCAGAGCUUAGAGGCAAAGUUAAGAGACUCAUCAGAUUCUGAGCUGCUGCGGGAUAUUUUGCACAAGACUGUGAAGCAUCCUGUGUGUGUGAAGCACCCGCCGUCAGUAAAGUAUGCCCGGUGCUUUCUCUCAGAACUCAUCAAAAAGUCCUCGGGAGGCUCGGUCACACUGUCCGAGAGCACAGCCAUCAUCUCCCACGGUACCACAGGCCUGGUCACAUGGGACGCCGCCCUCUACCUUGCAGAAUGGGCCAUCAAGAACCCGGCAGCCUUCAUUAACAGGACUGUCCUAGAGUUUGGCAGUGGUGCCGGCCUCACAGGCCUUGCCAUCUACAAGAUGUGCCACCCCGGGGCAUACAUCUUCAGUGACCCUCACAGUCGUGUCCUCGAGCAGCUCCAAGGGAAUGUCCUUCUCAAUGGCCUCUCAUUAGAGGCAGACAUCACUGCCAACUUAGACAGCCCCAGGGUGACAGUGGCCCAGCUGGACUGGGACGUAGCGACGGUCCAUCAGCUCUCUGCCUUCCAGCCAGAUGUUGUCAUUGCAGCAGACGUGCUGUAUUGCCCAGAAGCCAUCGUGUCGCUGGUCGGGGUCCUGCGGAGGCUGGCUGCCUGCCAGGAGCACAAGCGGGCUCCUGAGGUCUACGUGGCCUUUACCGUCUGCAACCCAGAGACGUGCCAGCUGUUCACCACCGAGCUGGGUGAGCCCCAACGCCCACCUGGUCCUACAUGGUCCCCGAGCUGUCCCUGCAGGACUCCAGUGGAAGUGAAAGAACUGGGCGCCGGGGAAAAGCUAGGAUGCCCCACAUUCCCACACCAUGCGGGGAAAUCGGGCAGAGGCCGGCCGGGCCGGGAUGAGAUGGGAAGCGGAAGCUCAUCAUGACCACAAACUGUUUCCCUACAGAGAGCACUUGGAGAUGGCAAUGCUGAACCUCACACUGUAGGACUCACACACGACUCCAACGGGAUUGUGAGAAUCAAGUCACUCUCGUGGGAAGAAUUUGUAUAUGGGAAAGCGGAUAAAACUUUCACUGGACUGGAAUGCUUGGAGAAUGUUAAAUUCCAAAUCAGGAACCACAAACUGCCCUCUAAUAAGACAUCAGCUGUCUAAGCGUGUGGGUGCCCCCUUUCUGCCAGCAGUUCUGGUUCUUAAGAAAAUCACCAUAAAUCAGACAUGAAAAUUUUGGCUGCAAAAAUAACAUUUUCUUUCUGCAAAUAAAAACGUGUGUAUCAAGGAUGACGUUCCCCCAACGUGGACACACUUGGUUCCUCAGAAAGCCAAGCCCGCUGCAGCUGCCACAUCCCUGGACACACUCGGUUCCUCACAAAGCCAAGCCCGCUGCAGCUGCCACAUCCCUGUACUCACUCGGUUCCUCACAAAGCCAAGCCCGCUGCAGCUGCCACAUCCCUGUACUCACUCGGUUCCUCACAAAGCCAAGCCCGCUGCAGCUGCCACAUCCCAGGGCUUAUGGUGCAGUAGGUGCUUUUUUCAAGACAGGAAUGAAAGUGUUAGGAACACGGCAGAAAGAUUACACCUGGAGACCAAAUGCAGGAUGAGGAGUACUGCAGAGGUCACAGGGAAGUCACAGAACAGUAAUACGCUAGCAGGGGCAUGGGGCGUGAAGAACAGAAGAAGACAGGAAGCGUUUCAGAGACUCCAAAGAAGAAAUCAGGGCCAACCAGAGCUUCCCGGGUCAUUCACCAGGUGGCACCAGUGCCGUCAUUUCAGCUUCUGGCCACUGGAAGGCGCUGCUCGAAAGGGUUUGCCCUGAGACUCCAAGAAGAAGCUGCAGGAAGGACAGCAGGUUCCCUGGGGUUUUAGCCUCUGGCCCAGGAGUUAUGUGUCCAUAACCAAAGGGAGCACAGUCUGCACCCAGCUCUCAUCGCAUCAGAGCUGCUGCGACUCCCGCAGGUUCUUCCGGAACUGGUUUAGCUUCCCUGCAGGAUCAGGAAAGUUUGAUAAAAGCAUCUGCAAAAUGUGAAAGAGCAGAGCUUACCUCAUUGCCUGUCCCCACCCCAUCCCAGGUCACCACCUGGCUGACCCCAGGUCCCCGACCCAACAACAACCCCUCCCAAGUCCCUAACUCCCUCACUUGGACUUGAGACCCUUCACACCCCAGCAGCGCUCCGCCUCCAACUUGACAUCAUGCUUUCUGGAAACUUCCCCGUAUGUCCCACUUUCCCACACUUGGUGCGCUGGAGCACCUUCUGGCCUCUACAUGCUGUACGUUCCCCUGUGAGCACCCUCCUCUCGGCCUCUGGCCAACACAGUCCCACCCAUCUGUGGGUAACAAGGGGGUGUGGGUGUUCUUUUCAGCCUUGCUAAACUGUCUGAAUCAAGGAUCACAAACUACAGCCUGCAGGCCAAAUCCAGCCCACAGCCUGUGUUUGUAAAUAAAGCUUUGUUGGAACAAA